UUCACCUUGAUCGCCAUUUGUUGUGUGAAAUCUUUAAGAGAAUGUCGAAGCCAACGUUGUAUUACGCCCUUUUUAGCCCUCCAGCCAGGGCCUGCAUCCUGAUAGCCAAGCUAAUUGGUCUGGAUGUGGACCUUAAACCCGUUGAUUUCUCGAAGAAGGAGCACCUGAGCGAGGAGUUUGUUAAGCUGAACCCCCAGCACCAGAUUCCUGUGCUCGUGGACAGCGAUGGUGAGGUUUACGUGGACAGUCACGCCAUCGUGUGCUUCUUGGUGUCCAAAUACGCCGAGAACGACAAGCUGUAUCCGAAGGAUCUGAAGAGGCGAGCCCACAUAGACCAUCGCAUGCACUACGAGAACGGGGUGCUCUUCCAGGUGAUUAAGGACAUUGUGGCGCGAAACAUUUACGGUGGAGAGGGGGAGUUCAAUCCCCGAUCUUUGACCCUCUGCCAGAACGCCUACUCCGAUUUGGAGCACUUCCUGCAGAAAGGAAGUUUUGUGGUGGGCAGCGAACUUAGCGUGGCCGAUGUGUCCAUCCACACCACGCUGGUGACCUUGGAUUUGCUCAUCCCAGUGGAGCGGGAGAAGUAUCCACAGACAAAGGACUGGAUGGAACGCAUGAAUAAACUGUUGCCGGACAACGAGGAGAUCAAUCUCAAGGGUGCCCGGUUCCUGGAGACCCGCAUCCUGAGUUGCAUGGCCGAGAACAAGGCCAAGAGUCAGUAGAUUCUCCCUUAAUUAGGACCUCUCUUCUGGCUCUGGACUGACAGAAUUUCUUAUAUGUUAUAUUGUUUUUAUGUAUCAAUCUUUGACUCGAAAGUAUACUCUUAACUUGUUAUAUUGUCAGUUAAAUUAAAAUAAAUUAGAACAUUUAUGUUAAAGCAAAAUAUCUCGAAUUAAAGCGCAUAUCGGAACUGGAA
Drosophila suzukii is the source of this 916-nucleotide messenger RNA. RefSeq names its product Glutathione S transferase E13 (gene GstE13). The record is from RefSeq and is a predicted model, not a curated record. Lineage: Eukaryota; Metazoa; Arthropoda; Insecta; Diptera; Drosophilidae. Gene Ontology annotation, molecular function: glutathione transferase activity. Gene Ontology annotation, biological process: glutathione metabolic process.